Panthera uncia (snow leopard) is the source of this 7956-nucleotide messenger RNA. It is a transcript of the gene VPS35L, whose product is annotated as VPS35 endosomal protein sorting factor like. The transcript is spliced from 32 exons. Gene Ontology annotation, cellular component: endosome. Lineage: Eukaryota; Metazoa; Chordata; Mammalia; Carnivora; Felidae. Gene Ontology annotation, biological process: endocytic recycling. The record is from RefSeq and is a predicted model, not a curated record. Bases 756 to 3392 code for a protein of 878 amino acids.
CCAGGAAGGGCGCGUGCCCAUCACAAUCAUGGCGCCAUAGGGGCCCUCAGCGAAAGCACGCCCACCCCCUCGUAAUCAUGGCGCCGCGGACAGCGCUCCGGAAGUAUGUUCGCCCCUCACAAUCAUGGCAUCGCAGUGCAGCGGCAGUGUGUCUGCCCAUUGCAACAACGGUGCCGGCAAACGGCAUAAGCAUCGGUCUUUCGACACUGGUGCCCGCCCCCACAACUAAGUGCUGGCUGACGGCGUAAUCUGGGCACUGAGGGCGGACGUUUGUUCUCACAAUCAUGGUGGCACAAUUACGGCCUCUAGGAUAGUGCCCCGGAAGUUUACCUGCCCUUCACAAUCAUGGCAUCUGGGGAGGCGCUCUAGAAGUGCACUCCCGGGGGAGGAACUACAAGGCAGAGUUUGCGUCCUGCCGGCUGGAGGCUGUGCCACUGGAGUUUGGGGACUAUCACCCGCUGAAGCCCAUAACCUGCUCAGCAGGAUGUGGCAUUCGAAGUUCUUCGAAAAGGAAGGAGAUCGUGUUAAGUCGCAGCUUCCGACGCAGUAGAUCCAAGGUGGAGCUCCAGAGUCCGUGUUUUUUGACGAGCUCCAUGUGAUGUGGCUGCUGCUUGUCUGGGGACCUGCUUUGUGUCACAGAGUCCAAGACCAAGAAAGUGAGCCGGAAAGGCAGCACUUCCUCCACGUCCUCCUCGUCUUCCAGCUCCGUGGUGGACCCACUGAGCAGCGUGCUGGAUGGGACAGACCCCCUCUCCAUGUUCGCGGCCACGGCUGACCCUGCAGCCCCGGACAGCUCUAGAAAGAGACGAGACCGAGAUGAGAACUCCAUCGUAGGAUCAGACUUUGAGCCCUGGGCCAGCAAACGAGGAGAAAUCCUUGCCCGGUACACGACCACAGAGAAGCUGUCUAUCAAUCUGUUUAUGGGAUCUGAAAAAGGCAAAGCGACCGCCACGUCCGCCAUGUCAGAGAAGGUUCGGACCAGGCUGGAGGAGCUGGAUGACUUUGAGGAGGGAUCCCAGAAGGAACUGUUGAACUUGACUCAACAGGAUUAUGUGAACCGCAUUGAAGAGCUCAACCAGUCUCUGAAGGAUGCAUGGGCCUCGGACCAGAAAGUGAAGGCUCUAAAAAUAGUCAUCCAGUGUUCAAAGCUGCUUUCGGACACAAGCGUUAUUCAGUUCUACCCAAGCAAAUUUGUCCUUAUCACCGACAUACUUGACACAUUUGGAAAGCUCGUGUACGAGCGCAUCUUCUCCAUGUGUGUGGAUAACCGCAGCGUCUUACCAGAUCACUUCUCUCCAGAGAAUGUCAAUGACACGGCCAAAGAAACAUGCUUAAAUUGGUUUUUCAAGAUUGCUUCCAUCAGGGAACUCAUUCCGAGAUUUUAUGUGGAAGCAUCCAUCCUGAAAUGUAACAAGUUCCUCUCCAAAACGGGGAUUUCAGAAUGUCUGCCCCGACUGACGUGUAUGAUUCGAGGGAUUGGAGACCCGCUGGUGUCUGUGUACGCGAGGGCCUAUCUGUGCCGGGUGGGGAUGGAGGUGGCUCCACAUCUGAAAGAAAGCCUGAAUAAGAACUUCUUUGACUUCCUCCUCACAUUCAAACAGAUUCAUGGCGAUACAGUCCAGAACCAGCUGGUGGUCCAGGGAGUGGAGCUCCCAUCCUACCUGCCCUUGUACUCACCUGCCAUGGAUUGGAUCUUCCAGUGCAUCUCCUACCAUGCCCCCGAGGCCCUGCUAACUGAGAUGAUGGAGAGAUGCAAGAAACUAGGAAACAACGCCUUGCUGUUGAAUUCCGUGAUGUCCGCUUUCCGGGCCGAGUUCAUCGCCACGAGGUCCAUGGAUUUCAUUGGCAUGAUUAAAGAGUGUGAUGAGUCGGGUUUCCCCAAGCAUCUUCUUUUUCGCUCACUGGGGUUAAACUUAGCCUUGGCUGACCCUCCUGAGGGUGAUCGACUCCAGAUUCUCAAUGAAGCUUGGAAAGUUAUCACUAAGUUGAAGAAUCCACAGGACUACGUUAACUGUGCCGAGGUAUGGGUGGAGUACACCUGCAAGCAUUUCACGAAACGAGAGGUGAAUACCGUUUUGGCUGAUGUCAUCAAGCACAUGACUCCAGAUCGUGCAUUUGAAGACUCCUACCCUCAGCUUCAGUCGAUAAUUAAGAAAGUGAUCGCCCACUUCCAUGAUUUCUCCGUUCUCUUCUCAGUGGAAAAAUUUUUGCCAUUUCUGGACAUGUUCCAAAAAGAGAGUGUGCGGGUGGAGGUUUGCAAAUGCAUCAUGGAAGUUUUUAUCAAGCAUCAGCAGGAGCCCACAAAGGACCCCGUCAUUCUGAACGCCCUUUUGCACGUUUGCAAGACCAUGCAUGACUCUGUGAAUGCACUCACUCUUGAGGAUGAGAAAAGAAUGCUGGCAUAUUUGAUUAAUGGAUUUAUAAAAAUGGUGUCCUUUGGCCGUGAUUUUGAACAGCAACUAAGUUUUUACGUUGAGGCUAGGUCAAUGUUUUGCAACCUGGAACCUGUUCUUGUGCAGUUGAUUCACAGUGUAAACCGGUUGGCAAUGGAAACAAGAAAAGUAAUGAAAGGAAAUCAUUCCAGAAAGACGGCUGCAUUUGUGCGGGCCUGUGUUGCCUACUGCUUCAUUACCAUUCCCUCCCUGGUGGGCAUCUUCACGCGCCUCAACCUCUACCUGCAUUCUGGUCAGGUUGCCUUGGCCAACCAGUGCCUUUCCCAAGCCGAUGCCUUCUUCAAAGCCGCUAUAAGCCUCAUUCCGGAAGUUCCAAAGACGAUUAAUAUCGAUGGAAAGAUGCGACCGUCAGAAUCAUUCCUUCUGGAAUUCCUCUGCAAUUUCUUUUCUACUUUAUUAAUAGUUCCGGAUCACCCAGAACAUGGGGUCCUGUUCCUUGUCCGAGAGCUUCUCAACGUGAUCCAGGACUACACCUGGGAGGACAACAGUGACGACAAAAUCCGCAUCUACACCUGUGUCCUGCACCUCCUAUCCGCCAUGAGCCAGGAGACCUAUCUCUACCACAUAGACAAAGUUGACUCCAACGACAGCCUCUAUGGGGGAGACACCAAAUUUCUGGCUGAAAACAACAAGCUGUGUGAAACGGUGAUGGCUCAGAUCCUGGAGCAUCUGAAAACCUUGGCCAAGGAUGAGGCCCUGAAGCGCCAGAGCUCGUUGGGCCUUUCCUUCUUUAAUAGCAUCUUGGCCCACGGGGACCUGCGCAACAACAGACUCAACCAACUCUCUGUCAACCUGUGGCACCUGGCACAGAGGCACGGCUGUGCAGACACCAGGACCAUGGUGAAAACUCUGGAAUACAUCAAGAAACGAAGCAAACACCCAGAUAUGGGUCAUCUGACUGAGCUGGCCCUCAGGCUCCCUCUGCAAACAAGGACCUAACUCUGGGACUGUGAAGCCAAGUUCAGAAAGACCUGCUUUGCUUUUUUUAUUUUUACGCACACAAAUUGGUUUAAGCUUUGGCCUCUACCCAGAUGAUUGUGACAUUGAAGAAGUGGGAAGUGUCAGAGCAAAAUCCAAUCUUGUUCAGAGUAGAGCACUGUUCUAGUGUUUCUUUGCAGAAGUGGCCUUCAGAUUGGCAUUUAUGGAGAAACAGAAGAAUCCAAGUAACAUCUCUCAGUGUGUCUGGGUUUUUUUUGUUUUUGUUUUUUUCAAAUAGAAGAAACCUUGAAAAGGAGUCUACUUUUAAAGAGCCACUUUCCCUCAAGUCUGGAAUUGAAUGUUGCCUACCCUGUCACAAUUUAUGAAAAGUAGAUGGCUCAACCUUUAUCUACCACAAGCAGCUCAACUGGACUCAGAAUAUAUAGGUAUACACCUAGCUGUAGCCAACACCACAGAUGCAGGUGUGGUGGCACAGGCACACAGCGGGACCGCACAGGUGAGGAGGAAGCACGUGGUGUGCGCGGGGAACCUCAGUGCAUCCACUGGGACUCCCAGGAAGAUGGCAGAGUAAGGAGGUUCUGAGCUCAGCUGCUCGCAAAAACACACCAAUGGUGUAGCUAUACGAAGUGCAACUCCCUCUGAGAACGACCCAAAGACUAGCCGCACAGCUCUUACACAGCCAAAGGUACAAAGAAAAAACUGCACUGAGAAGGACAGGAGGCAGAGAUGCGGCCAGGAGGCAAAUCCCUGGUGCAGUGACCCGGAAGAGGGAGAGAUAUCACCCAUAAGCGUGGAGGGUCAGUCCCCACCCUGAGUACCCCCUACCUUGGCGUAUGCACCGGGAAGAUGCGCUCCCAUGAUGUCUAGCUGUGAAAAUCUGUGGAGCUUCACUCCAGAAGGUUAUAUAGGAAACCGAGGCUCUACUCUCAAAAGAGUAGAGGCAGCAGAUUGAAAAGUGCCUAGGUUAUUUACUCAGUUUAGGGCAUGUGCUGGAGGGGCAACAAUCUGUAAGAGUUUUUUCUGGGAAUGGAAGACUCCCAUCUUUUAGCCUACUUGGACCGAGGCUGGUGGGUGCCAGAUGUGACACUUUUCAUCUACUUUGCUGGCACCACCAGCAUGGCCUAGACAUUACCCUUUGGACCCACCUUCCCAACGGGCACAACCCCCGUACCACGGCACAGGGUGGAGCCACGCCCACCACAGUAUUCACUGCAGCUGUGGCCAAACCUCACAGCCAGUCUCACCGGAGGCUAGCCCCACUCCCCAGCAUACACAGCCCACACAGGGGACACAGCUAGGGCACCUGAUUCUGGUGACCAGGGGAGACAGCACUGCUGCCCCCAUAGGACGCCUCCUACAUAAGGCUGCUACCUUCCAGACCUGCCGCAGCUGACCUCAUACAGAGACAAAAUGAGAGGAGUAUGUUCCAAACAAAAGAACCAGAGAUAAGCCAUCUACCUAAUAAAAGGGUUCAGAGUAACAGUCAUAAAGAUGUUCACUGGACUUGAAUUCAUUUUUACAUUUAUUUAUUUUUGAGAGCUAGAAUGUGAGCAGGGGAAGGGCAGAGACGGAGACAGAAAUCUGAAGCAGGCUCCAGGCUGUGAGCUGUAAGCACAGAGCACGAUAUGGGGCUCGAACCCACAAACCAUGAGAUCAUGACCUGAGCCAAAGUGGGACGCUGAACUGACUGAGCCACCCAGGUGCCCCUACUGGACUUGAGUUCAGGGAGUACUUCAACAAAGGGAAGAUAAAAAAAAACAAUCAGACCUGAAGAAUACAAUAACAAAUGAAAUUAGAAUUAGAAUUACAGAAUUAGAAAUACAGAAUUAGAAGAUACAGAAAAAUGAAUCUGGAGCACAGGGUAUUAGAAAUCAAGCUGAACAGCAAAAAAAAAAAAUUUUCAAUUUGAGAGAGUAUGAGCAGCAGAGGGGCAGAAGGAGAGGGAGACAGAGAAUCCUAAGCAGGCUCCACACUGUCAGCACAGAGCCCCAUGUGGGGCUUAAACUCACAAACUGUGAGAUCCUAACCUGAGCCGAAGAGUCAGAUGCUUAACCAACUGAGCCACCCAGGUGCCCCCCAAAAAAUCUUCUUUAAAUGACAGAUUAAAGGACCUCUGGGACAACAUCAAGCAUACAAUAUUUGCAUUACAAGCAUCCUAGGACAGGAGAGAAGAGAAAAAGGGACAGAAAACUUAUCUGAAGAAUAGGUGAUAACUUUGACAAACUAGGGAAGGAAAAAGACAUUCAGGACCAGGAAGCACAGAGAGGCCUAAACAAGAUGAAUCCAAAGAGAUCCACACUAAGACACAUACAGAUGGCUCCUGUACAACACAAAUCUACUUAUAUGUAUAUUUUUAUUCUUUAUAAUACAGUACUAUAUUUUCUGAUUUUAUUAAUUUUUUCUCUAGCUUUACUGUAAGAAUACAGUGUGUAAUAUAUGUAACAUAGAAAAUGUGUUCAUCAGCUCCUUGUUGUCAGUAAGGCAUCUGGUCAACAGUAGGCUAUUAGUAGUUCAGUUUUGGGGGAGUCAAAAGUUACAUGCAGAUUUUCAACUGCACAGGGAAUUGGUGCCCUUAACCCCUGCAUUGUUCAAGGGUCAACUGUAAUUACAAUGUCAAAAAUUAAAGAAAACCAGGGCAUAGAGUUGAUUAGGCAUCCAACUCUUGAUUUCAGUUCAGGCCAUGAUCUCACAGUUUGUGGAUUCGAGCCCCAUGUCAGGCUCCGUGCUGACAGUGUGGAGACUGCUUGGGAUUAUUUACUCUCUCUGCCCCUCCCCCACUUGCCCUCCCUAUCUCAAAAAUGAAGAAAUAUUAAAAAAACAAAAAAAAAACCCUUAAAAGCUGCAAGAGAAAAGCAACUAAUAACAUACAAAGGAAACCCGCACAAUGCUAUCAACUGAGUUUUCAGCAGAAACUGUGGGCUAGAAAAGAAUGGCAUGAUCUAUUUACAGUACUGAAAGUAAAAAACCUACAGCUGAGAAUACCUAUCAAGACUAUCAUUCAGAAUAAAAGAGACAUAAAGAGUUUCCUAAACAAAACUUAGAGCUGAUCACCACUAAAUCAGCCUUAAAAGAUUAUGUUAAAGGGACUUGUUUAAAAGGACAUAACUAGGGGCGCCUGAGUGGCUCUGUGUCGGUUAGGCAACUGACUUCAGCUCAGGUCACGAUCUCUCAGUCUGAGUUCGAGCCCCAAGUCAGACUCUGUGCUGACAGCUGGGAGCCUGGAGCCUCCUUCGGAUUCUGUGUCUCCCUCUCUCUGCCCCUCCCCUGCUUAUGCUCUGUUUCCCUCUCAAUAACAAACGUUAAAAAAAAAUUUUUUUUUUAAAUAAAAGGACAUAACUAGAAGAAAAUAAGAAAAUAUUUCCCUGGUCAAAGUAAACACACAGUAAAGAUAGAAAAUCAAUCACUUAUAGGGUUAAAAGACAAAAGUAGUAAAAUCUAUUAUAUCUAUAAUUAUUAGUUAAGGGAUACACAAAAUAAAAAGAUGUAAAAUAUGAAACCAAAUAUAUCAAAUGUGGAAGGGGAAGGCAGUAAAAAUGUAAUGUUUUAGAAUGUGUUCAAACUUAAGUGACCAAACACUUAAAAUAGAGUACUAUAAUACAUUGUUAUGUAAGAACCUCAUGAUACUCACCAUAAAUCUGUAACAGACACACAAAAAAUACAAAGGAAUCCAAGCAUAAUACUAAAAAUUAUCAAACACAAGAGAGCAAGAGAACAGAAAAGGAACAACCAGAAAACAAUUAAAAAGGCAGUAAGUACAUCUGACCUUAAACAACAUGGGUUUGAACUGUUCAUGGUUUUCAAUAAACACAAUACUGUAAAUAUUUUCUGUUCCUUAUGAUCUUAAUAUUUUCUUUUCCCAAACUUAAAGAAUACAGUAUGUAAUACAUAUACAAAAUAUGUGUUAAUCAACUGUUUAUGUUCCCUAGCAAGGCUUCUGGUCAACAGUCAGCUAUUAAAUUUGGGGGCAGUUGUAUGUGGAUUUUCAACUGCAUGGGUGUCAGCAACAGCAUGUCAGAACAGGCCCUUGUUCAAGGGCAAAUGUAGGUACUUACCAGUAAUUAAUUUUUUUUUUUUAAUGUUUCUUUUUGAGAGUGAGUUGGGGAGGGGCAGAAAGAGAGGGGAAGACACACAAUCUGAAGCAGGCUCCAGGCUGUUGGCAGAGCCUGACGUGGGGCUCAAACCCAUGAACCAUGAGAUCAUGACCUGAGUCGAAGUCUGCUAGUAGCUCAACCCACUGAGCCACCCAGGCACCCCACUGUAAUUACUUUAAAUUUAAGUGGACUAGGGGUGCCUGGGUGGCUCAGUUGGCUGAGUGUCUGACUCUUGAUUUCAGUUCAGUCAUGAUCCCAGGGUUGUGGGAUUGAGCCCUAUGUCAGGCUCUGCAUUGAGCAUGGAGCCUAAGAUUCUCACUCUCUCUAGCUCUCUUUCUCUCUCUCCCUAAAAAAUAAAAAAAUGUCAAUGGACUAAAUGCUCCAAUCAAAAGACAUAGGGUAACUGAAAUAAUGAUUAAAAAAAAAAAAAAGAUCCCUCCGUAUGAUGCCAAGAGACUCACUUCAGGCCACAA